AUGGUUCCGUACGGACUCCGGCUCCGCCCGGAUCAGCUCACAAGGAGGGGCUCUGCUGUCCUGGCGGCGGCGGCAUGUCUGUCGCUCUACAUGCUCAUCAGGCCAUCGCUGUCGCCUCGGGCAAAGUCGCCAAAGACAGACAUUGUGCGCGUCAAGGACCGUUCGGGGACCGAUUCGGAGGACCCCGAAAAGGCGGCGCCGUACCCUCCGGAGCUCUUCCCGGGCGGCAAGGACGUCGAGACGGUAUAUGGCACCGUCAGAGUGUUUGAGUGGGGGCCCGAGGAGGGCGAAAAGGUGCUUCUGGUGCACGGCAUCGGCACGCCGUGCAUUGCAAUGGGCGGGAUUGCCUGGGAGCUUGUGCGGAAGGGGUACAGGGUGAUGGUCUUUGGUAAGUCCAGCUCUGUUCUUUGUUGUAUAUUUGCGUAUAUAUACAUGUACCUGUAUCCUCCUGAAGGGGGAGACGACGAGACUGCUGCUUACACGGCAUUGCAUGUAGACUUGUUUGGGAGAGGCUACUCCGAUGGCCCUUCCAAUGUGCCGUACGAUGAGUGUCUAUAUACCACUCAGAUUCUCCUCGUCUUAGCAUCUUCAUCUCUGUCGUGGACCGGCGCCUCUUCCUUCCACCUCCUGGGCUACUCGUUGGGGGGUGCUCUGGCGGCGGCCUUUGCGGCAUAUCACUCACACAUGCUGCGCUCCCUCACCGUAGUCUGCCCAGGAGGCCUCGUGCGCGAGUCCCACCUCGGCUGGAAGAGCCGCCUCCUGUACUCCCACGGCGUGCUGCCCGAGUGGCUGCUUCGGAGCUGGGUGCGGGCACGCAUCGCGCCGCAGCACGGGCAGAGCGCAGACGUCCCCGAUGGAGACGAGGCAGAGGUCAACUUUGACGACGUGUCCAUGGCCGUCGGGAGGGGCAGCUCCGUCAGAGUCGGCGACGUCGUGGGCUGGCAGCUGGAUGCCAACCCGGCUUUUGUCGACUCGUACAUGAGCACGAUUCGCUAUGCGCCCAUCUACGGGCAGCACGACAAGAUGUGGGCUGUGUUGGGCGAGAAGCUCGCUGCUAAUCGGGAGCUUGGCCAGGGGUUGCAGAGAGUGUGCGUCAUUCUGGGGGAUAAAGACACGCUGAUUAUCAAGGACGAAUGGAUUGAAGACACCAAGGCGGUUUUGGGAGAAGAGGGCGUAGAGGUUUGUGUGAUUUCUGGGGGCCAUGAAAUUGCCAUUUCAAAGGGCAAAGAGGUAGCGGAUGUUGCCAUGUCGUCGUGGAAGAGCAGUCGACAUGGUAGUAGCAAGUCAUCCAAGAGCAGCAGCAGCAGCAGCGGUAGCGGUAGCGGAACUCGAUCCAAGAAGAUUAGACAUAGAAAUUAG
Messenger RNA from Trichoderma aggressivum f. europaeum, 1359 nucleotides. RefSeq lists its product as uncharacterized. The coding region runs from base 1 to 1359 and encodes 452 amino acids. The transcript has a single exon. NCBI's taxonomy places the organism in Eukaryota, Fungi, Ascomycota, Sordariomycetes, Hypocreales, Hypocreaceae. The record is from RefSeq and is a predicted model, not a curated record.